UGGUGUCUUUCACAAUCCGAUUUGAUUCGUAGUUUAUCUUUGAGUUUAAAUUCUAGAACACGAGCCGCUUGAAGGAACAUAAUUCCAAGCUCGUUCAAAAUGGCAAAAAGAGUUGCAAUUGUGACUGGAGCCAACAAAGGAAUAGGUUAUGCUGUAGUUCAGGCCUUAUGUAAACAGUUUGAUGGUGAUGUUCUCCUUACAGGACGAAGUGAGGAGAGAUGUAAGGCUGCUGUUGCAGAGCUGCAGAAGCAAGGGAUGUCACCUAAAUAUCAUCAGAUGGACCUUGAUGAUCAAACUUCCAUUAACAAGCUAAGGGACUUUGUUAAAGAACAAUAUGGUGGAAUUGAUGUUCUUGUAAACAAUGCUGGUAUUGCAUUCAAGGCAGCAUCAACAGCACCAUUCAGUGAACAAGCAACAGUGUCAUGUGCUACAAACUUCUAUGGUACUCUGAAUGUGUGUAACACACUUUUCCCUCUUCUUAGGCCACAUGCUAGAGUAUCCAACGUAUCUAGUAUGGUAUCACAGAUGUGUAUAGCAAAAUGUAGCGAUGAAAUCAAAGCAAAGUUUAAAGACCCAAAAAUAACUAUGGACCAGCUGAAAGCUCUUAUUCGGCAAUUCAUUGAUGCUGCACAGACUGACAGCCACCUAAAACAAGGAUUUGCUUCAUCAGCCUAUGGAAUGUCUAAGGUUGGUGUUACUGUAAUGAGCUUCAUACAGCAGAGAGAAUUGAACUCUGACCCUAGGGAGGAUAUUGUUGUGAAUGCAUGUUGCCCAGGAUAUGUUGAUACUGAUAUGAGUUCUCAUAAAGGAACUAAAACAAUAGAACAAGGAGCAGAUACACCAGUGUAUUUAGCAAUGCUUCCACCUGGAACAACUAGCCCAAAAGGAAACUAUGUGUCUGACAGAACCAUUCAAAACUGGGGAUGACUAUCUAAUAAACUUUGAUGGACUAUGCUAGCUUAAUUAGCUUUCUUGAUAUAAAUUUAUUUAAGAAACAUUACACAUCAUAACUAUA
Messenger RNA from Mytilus californianus (California mussel), 1015 nucleotides. Its product is annotated as carbonyl reductase [NADPH] 1-like. The coding region runs from base 100 to 927 and encodes 275 amino acids. Gene Ontology annotation, molecular function: carbonyl reductase (NADPH) activity. The record is from RefSeq and is a predicted model, not a curated record. The transcript is spliced from 8 exons. NCBI's taxonomy places the organism in Eukaryota, Metazoa, Mollusca, Bivalvia, Mytilida, Mytilidae.